UUUGUUGUGAAUAAUACGCCCAAUAGACUGUGUACCAAUCAGAAGGUUAUUAAGAGGUUAUUAAUACGCUGCUGCAGUUAAAUCAACGGACGUGCUAUACAAAACAGUGACCGAUCUACAGCGAUCGUCUGGGAGAUGUGAAAUAUUUAGUACUUGGUAGUCUACGCGGGCGGAUGUUGGUGUUACGGCGAUAUGUUUUUUUCCCGAGGUCUAUAAAAAGAUGAAGGAUAUGCACAGGAAGUUGGCAGAUCCACUCUUGAUAACCACGUGAACAGGACAGUGAGCUAGGCCAUCUCUGGAUCUGGUAGCCUACACCUCCCUUCCCUGGCAGGUGUGGUGAAUUAGUGGUCAUGGAUAAGAGCAAGCUGGAGCAUCAGGUAGCUGGCGUUGAGAGGGGCGUGGCCUUCCUCCAGCAGGAGCACCUGGCCAUGCUAACAGGCCUGCACCUGGAGAUAACACACCUUAGGAGGCGUUGCCAGGAGCUCAGCGGGGAGCUGAACUCCAGGUUUCCUGAAAGAGUCGCGUCAGAAGAGGAGGUUGAGCUGGCUGCGCGGUGCCAGGCCGCGGAAUGUCUCCUAGCAGAGCAGCAAUGCAUGAUGGGAGUGGUCCGCGGGGACCUGAGGUCACGGAGAGCACGAGCGACGGCCCUGGGGCGGAGCCUCAGGGACGAGGAGCGGCGUUUCCUGGAAGAGCUGAAACGCCGUAGCCACAGAAUCACCUCCUUGAGCAGGGAGCUCCACCGCCAGACCGUUACCACAUCCAUGCUGUGCCAAGAGCUGCACUCUGCUCGCCUGAGACUGUUCCAACAAAGCCAGGGAGGAGAGCACGGGACAAAGGAAGAGGAUGAAGAAGAAGGAUGGGAGGAAGAAGGAGAAGAGGAGGAGGAGGAUGAGGAGGAGGAAGAGGAGGAUGAGGGCGGGGGAGAGGAUGAAGACUGGCUUCUGACUCCGCCUCCUCCUGCAUCUCCGAGCCUGUCAGAGCGCAGACGGAACAGGCGUGUCCGUGUGAGGGAGGAGCGGGUCCGGGCGUGCGUUCCACAGGAGAGAGUGACAUCACCUCUCAGGGCGGGCCCCAUGCCUGAUCCCGCCAUUUUCUUGGAGCCGCUUAGGUAUAGACUGCUCCCCUGGAAUAGGCCAAUCAAAACAAGGGAAAGAGUUCAAAAGGAGGGAAAGUGGAGGGAUAGGUCAGGGCGGAGGGAGAGGGUAGAUAUGGGAGUAGCAGAGGGAGAAACAGAACUGUGAAGGAGAGAAAUGUACAGGAAAAACACCAGUAGUGGAGAAGAAUGGAAACAGGGAUUUUUUGGGCAUCAGUUAACAGCAGUUGGCAUAGAUAGUUAGAGUUAGUUGUUGGAUGUCAACUGGUUAAAGUAUGUAGAAGUAUAUCAAGAUCAAAUGCAAUUUACUUUGAUAUCAACCUCCAUUGCUUUCAAAAAAGCACCCCACUGGACCUACACACCUUACUCAUAAAACCUAUUGAUUCUUGACAUUCGAUACUAGCUUUGCUGUGACCCCAUGAGUGUGUCUUUGUAGGUUACAUCACAAUUAUCUGUCAAGACAUUACAGAAAUGUAGGAAGAAAGAAAUAUUGAAUUGUAUGAUUUCUUACUGCACUUUAUUAAACUCAAACAAUGUGCUCAGUAAUGACAA
Hypomesus transpacificus is the source of this 1645-nucleotide messenger RNA. Its product is annotated as coiled-coil domain-containing protein 92-like. Bases 351 to 1241 code for a protein of 296 amino acids. NCBI's taxonomy places the organism in Eukaryota, Metazoa, Chordata, Actinopteri, Osmeriformes, Osmeridae. The transcript is spliced from 4 exons. The record is from RefSeq and is a predicted model, not a curated record.